Messenger RNA from Centropristis striata (black sea bass), 7059 nucleotides. It is a transcript of the gene elk1, whose product is annotated as ETS transcription factor ELK1. Gene Ontology annotation, molecular function: sequence-specific DNA binding; DNA-binding transcription factor activity, RNA polymerase II-specific. Gene Ontology annotation, cellular component: nucleus. Gene Ontology annotation, biological process: cell differentiation; regulation of transcription by RNA polymerase II. The transcript is spliced from 11 exons. Lineage: Eukaryota; Metazoa; Chordata; Actinopteri; Perciformes; Serranidae. The record is from RefSeq and is a predicted model, not a curated record. Bases 1055 to 2791 code for a protein of 578 amino acids.
AUUUUGAAAUCCAGGACUGGAAGUAGUUCGCGUUGAGUGGCGGGAAGCUGACAGGUGAGGAGGCGUCCAAACAGGAAGAAGAACCUGAAAACACGAAAGAUGAGUCCCUCCUCGGCGGACAGACGGAGCCUCCAGUCCGCUCAGAUCACACCCAGCCGGGACGGUUCUACUCACGGACUCCCCUCCGAGCCGGAGCCCCGCGGACGGUGAACCCCGGCCCGCAGAGGGACGCGCUGCUCGGGCUGCGGAGCGACGGGAGGCGGGGCUAGGCUAGGCUAGGCUAACUGGUUAGCACGCUAGACUAACGGCUCCAGCCUCCGGAAGGCUAGGCUAGGCUAACUGGUUAGCACGCUAGACUAACGGCUCCAGCCUCCGGAAGGCUAGGCUAGGCUAGGCUAGGCUAACUGGUUAGCACGCUAGAUUAACAGCUCCAGCCUCCAGAAAACACCGCAGAAACUUUGGUGAAAAUCAGCUGUUUUUGCAGCACUGGAAACACCCGAGAAGAUUAAAAUAUCACAAUUUAAAUAAAAAUUAAUCUACUUAGUAUUGCUAAUAAGCAAUUAGCUGAUUAGCUGCCAUCACAGGCUGCCAGCAGGAGGAAAACAUUCAGGUCCAUCAGGUUUUUACAGUAACUCCCGAGUUAUUAGACAUUAAUUAACAUUAGCAUCAUAAUUAGCAUGUGCGGCUAAAGGCUGCUAGCCUGUCAGAACUGUCUGAAACGUUUAUUUUCGUGUGUUUCGGAGUGUUUUGUCUCAAGGCUGAGCUGAAGUUUCUCCGAGCUGCAGCUUAGUGUUGUUAGCAUGGAGGCUGCGGAGCCUGGCAGCAGCAGCAGCAGCUCCCAGCCGUUACAUAACACCAGCAGGGCGCCGGAGAAGCUGCUCCCCGUCUCCUCCUCAGCCUCCUCAGCCCGGCUCUGACAGCUGCACACCGCUACACAGACAGACAGGAAGACAACACAAUAACACAACAACAAAGACAGCCUCACAGCAUGGAGGAGCUCUGAGCCUGCAGGCAGACACACAACAGACACACAACCCUGGACAUCAGCCUGGAGAUGGAUUCAAACCCGCUGAUCAACGCGAUGGACCCGUCCAUCACGCUGUGGCAGUUCCUGCUCCACCUGCUGGACGACCACCGGCAGCGCCACCUGAUCUCCUGGACCGGAGAGGACGGAGAGUUCAAGCUGCUGGACGCUGAGGAGGUGGCUCGCCUCUGGGGCCUCCGCAAGAACAAACACAACAUGAACUACGACAAGCUGAGCCGCGCGCUCAGAUACUACUACGACAAGAACAUCAUAAAGAAAGUGAGUGGUCAGAAGUUUGUGUAUAAGUUCGUCAGUCAGCCCGACCCGUCGCUGCCGGACGCUUCACGGAACGGCGAGGACGCUCAGAGGAGGGACGGCGCCGACCAGAACAGCCAAUCAAAAGGCCUCGGGGGCGUGACCUCGACCUGUCCGUCAAAGGGCUUACCCCAGCGCUCGUCGCCCGGCGGCUCUCAGAAAAGUUCCCGUAACGACUACAUGAAGUCGGGCCUCUACUCCACCUUCACCAUCCAGUCACUGCAGGCCUCGCCCAGCCCCCGGCCAAUUAAAACAGAGCUGCUGCUGCAGCAGGACGCCGCCGCCAAGGUGGACCACACGCCCCGAGAGGUGUGUGUGUUGGAGUCGAAGUCCUCCCCGUCAGCAGGAGGUGCGGUGGAGUCAGCUCUGCAGGUGAUUGUGACUCAGGCGUCUCCGUGUGCCACUCCAGCACUGAGUCCUCAGAUUCCAGCCGGCAACCAAUCACAGAACCCUGCUGCUCCUCCUCUCAGCGAGCCUCCUCAGAUUUACCUCACCAGCGUGGGGGACCCGUCCUCCCUCACCCCCCUGCUCCCCCUGGCUCCUGUGGGGGGGGUGGGGAGUCCCGCUCCCCCCGCCCACGUGUCGAUGGGCCCCCAGGGGCCUCAGCAGGAGGACCCACCAGGCUUUCCCCCUCACUCUCUGGCCACUCCUCACCCGACUCACCCCCCGCCUGUCUUCGUCAUCAUCAACCCCCCUCCCUCCCAGCAGCAGACUCCGCCCCCCCGGCCUCCUCCUCCUCCCAUCGUGAUCAAGGAGGAGAACCUGCCGUCAGAGGAGGAGCUGCUGCAGAUGGUGGAGGAGGUCCCUCAGCUGAUCUGUGGCCCCGGGGCCACGGAGCCCCCCCUCACCAUCGCGGAGAGCCCGCCCCCCUCUUGCGUGGAGCCGGGGGUCGGAGGUCAGCUGCCUGCAGGCGAGGGCGAGGGCACGCCGACAGAGCCCUCUGUCGCCACAGGGACCUCCUCCUCCUCCUCCUCUUCCUCCUCCACCACCACCACCUCCUCCACCUCCACCUUGACGACGGUGGCGGCUCCUGUGGUGAUCACCACCACCACCACCACCUCCUCUUCCUCCUCCUUCUCGGACGCUGCUCCUCCCAAACCAAAGAAGCCGCGGGGCCUGGAGCUGCCCUCCUCCCCCUCCCUCCCCCCCGGCCUCUCGCUGGAUAAGGUGAACGCAGCUGUGAACAGUUUAUUGGCUCCUGGAUCAGCGACCAACACGCUCACACCGACUGUCAUCACCUCCCACGCCCUGACUCCGGUCCUGCUGACCCCCAGUCCUCUUCCCUCCACCAUCCACUUCUGGAGCACGCUCAGUCCGAUCGCUCCGCGAUCACCAGCCAAACUCUCCUUCCAGUUUCCCACCAACGGCAGUAAUCAGAUCCACAUCCCGGCUCUGAGCGUCGAUGGACUCUCCACCCCAGUGGUCCUGUCCCCCGGUCCCCAGAAACCCUGAGGUCCCUGGAAACCCUGAGGUCCCGGCCCACUGGGCUCAGAACUCACCCCGCGGCUCCGAGGACUCGAUCUCAGACUCGAACAGGAGCCACUUGUAGUUUUUAGGCAUCAGUCGCCAGACUGGGAGGACUGAGAGGACUGGUUAACUGGGAGGACAGUGAGAUUUGCUGGUUUUUCGGGGACCUCUGACUGGUGGAACUCUCUCCUUGUGUCUGGGAGCAACAACCGUCUGGUUCGUCCUCGGCUCGGAGGGCUUGUGUCGCCGUGGAAACGAACGCUUGAAGAGAAGACAGACGAGGUUUUCUUCUGUUCAGGAUAAAGUUUGUUUUUAUCCAAAGUUUCAACGGAAAAACGAAAAUUUCAGUUUCUGAGCUGAAACAAAAAGCAUCAAACUGGAAACAAACUUUGAGAGAAACUUUGAUUUAAAUCGUUAAUAUUAACGUGUUUUCGGGGCUUUUUGCUCGUGGUCGUCUGUUUCUAAACUUGUGGUUAUUUAUUCGUCGUCGCCGUGGCUACCGACUGUCGCCUGCAGACUUCCUGCAGACUUUUUUCGCGCCAUUUUUUUUUGCUUCGCUCUUAUUGGUCGCUUUUUAAAGGCCACGCCUUCUCCAGUUAUGCAUGGCCUGUUAUUGGACGGAGCUCGUCAGCAUCAUGUUUGAACUGACCAAUCAGAGAGGAGGAGUUUUUACACAGCCAAGUUAUUUCUCUAUGUGACAGAUUGUAUAUUUUCUAACAGAACUGAGCGAGUUUACUAUUGGUCACAUUCCUUCAUGAAUCAAUAACUCUGAUCAGCUCUGAUGAAUGUUUCGUUCUGACGCCUCGGACUCUGCAGAUGUUCUCACAAGUUCAAACAAAAGCUUCAGAUUCACAAAAAAAUAUAUAUAUAUAGAAAAUAUAUAAAUUUUGAAUAUAUCAAGUGAGGUUUGAUGGAGGAUAUUGAAGAGAAGAAUCUUAAAGUUUAAGUUCUCGGGUCUUUAGGGAUGCACUCAGAGUUUUUCAUUUAUUUUUACAUAAACUAAAGAGCCUAAAUGUGUUUUUGUCUUGUUUAUCAAAGAAAAAAAUCAAUUAGAAAACUGAAAUUGUGAAAAUAUUAAACACUGAACGUCAUUCCAGCAAAGAACAAUAUAAAAAUAUCUUAAAUUUCCUCAUGAAUGGGAGCAGCUGGACGUUUCUGAUCGUUUCCUUUUCAGCCUCUAACUCUUUUUAGAUUUUCCCCUCCAGAUACUUCAGAAGAAGAAAAAACUAUUUUCGUCCUGCGUCAUCUUUCAGAAAUGAUUCAGUCUUUUCUCUUAUUUGGAAUAAUAUAAUUCAGUGCAUCCCUAGUUUGCCUUAUUUUUUAAGACAGGUUGACGUCUCAGAUUAACCGACAACCAGAGAGCCCCUGAAGUAAACAUGCGCUGACCAAUCAGAAGCCUCCUCACGGAUCAGCUGUUUGUUCUCAGAAACUUGUGGAAACAUCACAAUCAGAAAAACGCCCGAAAAACAAACCAGCUGCAGAUUUUUAUGAACACAAAGUGUUUUGCUUCUUCUAAACGACUGUUGUUGUUGUUGUUAUUGUUGAAGUUGUUGUUGAUGUUGUUGCCGUUGUUGUUGCUGCGGAGCAUCUGACGCUCCUCCUCGUGAUGAUGCUGUUAACGUGACGCUACGCUUCUGUGUGUGACGACAAGGCUGCUGACACACACCGAACACACGCACGCACACACACACACACACACACACAGCUGGACCGCCAGGAACUGAGUGAUGAUGUCGUUUAUUAUCAGCUGAUAUCAUGUUGGAUUCAUCAGCUGUUUAGAUCCAGACUGUGUGUCAGACUGACAAUCAGAAACAAGAAACAAAAAGGAGACAUUAAAAUAAAUAAAUGCAGCCUCGGUUCGGUUCCUGUCGGUCUGAUGUUCAGCUUCAGUUCCUGGCGGUCUGAUUUCCAGCCUCGGUUCGGUUCCUGUCAGUCUGAUUUCCGGCCUCGGUUCGGUUCCUGGCGGUCUGAUUUCCAGCUUCGGUUCGGUUCCUGGCGGUCUGAUUUCCGGCCUCGGUUCGGUUCCUGGCGGUCUGAUUUCCAGCCUCGGUUCGGUUCCUGUCGGUCUGAUUUCCGGCCUCGGUUCCUGGCGGUCUGAUUUCCGGCCUCGGUUCCUGGCGGUCUGAUUUCCGGCCUCGGUUCCUGGCGGUCUGAUUUCCAGCUUCGGUUCGGUUCCUGGCGGUCUGAUUUCCAGCCUCGGUUCGGUUCCUGGCGGUCUGAUUUCCGGCCUCGGCUCGGUUCCUGGCGGUCUGAUUUCCGGCCUCAGUUCGGUUCCUGGCGGUCUGAUUUCCAGCCUCGGUUCGGUUCCUGGCGGUCUGAUUUCCGGCCUCGGUUCCUGGCGGUCUGAUUUCCGGCCUCGGUUCCUGGCGGUCUGAUUUCCAGCUUCGGUUCGGUUCCUGGCGGUCUGAUUUCCAGCCUCGGUUCGGUUCCUGGCGGUCUGAUUUCCGGCCUCGGUUCGGUUCCUGGCGGUCUGAUUUCCAGCCUCGCGGUGACGUGAACGCAGCACCAAGCCAUCGUGUUUCGACUGUUCUCUCCUUUUACAGCAUGACUCUAUUUUUCUAUCAGAGACGACGAGUUUUUAUUGAGUCUCGAGUUUAAAGAGCGACGGCCUUAAAGAGCUCAGAGCGACAACUUCAUCGUUUUUAAAGAGAAAAGUUUGAUGAAGAAGAAGAAGAAAAUAAGCCAUUUGUAGAGAAAGCUGAAGGUUUCGAGUCGUUUCUCUCACCAGCAGAACAUGAAGAAUGUUUUUAUAUUGAUUCGUAACAGCGGUGCAUGCUGGGUAAAGUUGAAGCUCGUUUUCUGGAACACACUGUAAAAAAAAGUAUUUCAGCAGCUUCAUGAAGUUCACCGACAGUAAAAAAAACUUUAAGUUUCACAGUUGAUUAUUACGUUUGAAACUUUAAUCUCAGAGCAUUUCUGUUUUUUUUUAACUCGUAGAUUCUUUUGACUUUUUAGUCUUUAGAAUAUUUUUGUUCUUUAAAAUUUGCAGGACGAGCCUCGGUCGCUUAGCAACCAUAACAGUAAUACUGUAGUACUCUCUGUAGUACUUUAGUACUUUCAGUAAUACUGUAGUACUCUGUUUCUGCAGUAAAAUGUGAAAUAAAGUGGCACAUCAUUUUUCCAAACGCUUGUUAACGGGUCGUGACAGUCGCGUCCCUCGCCUGCAGCUGAUUGGUCCUGUCGCGUCGCUCGGCUGCAGCUGAUUGGCCGGCAGAGUGUCAUGUGACCGGCGGUCUUGUGUUGUGAGUCUCAUGAACGUGUUGGUCUUUAUUCUUUACAUUUCUAUAUUUAUAUCUCUGGGGACGUGUGAUGUCAUCUGGUGCUUCCUGUCUGAUUAGCUGUGUGCUGUUGCCGUGGAGACGCAUUAACAGUUCCUCCUGUAACACUGGAGCUCUCUGAUUGGACGACUCUUCGUCCCUGACCUUUGACCCUCAGAUUUUACUCGUGUGGCCAACAGUUUGUGGACAGAAUUCACUUUAAAAAGUUAAUCAGCACUUAGAUUCUGCUGCACUCCAUUCAGAAAACCAUCGUUUUAACAGCAGUGUUCUUGUGUUUAUUCUCAUUAAAUCACAGAUAAAUCUCUUUAUUCUCAUUAAAUCACACAAUAAAUCUCUUUAUUUAGCUUCACACUGAUGUGAUGGAGCUGAACCUUCCGGACACAGAAGGAGAUGAAAAGUAAUGGCGGCUUGUUUUCUCGUUCAGUAAUGCUAAUAAACACAAAUAUAAACUUGUUGUAGUGUCACAUGACGUCAGAGCGCCCUCUGCUGGAGCACCAGACAAACUGCUUCAAACAGUUUUUAAUUAUUUCCCCCCAAAAAAAUUUGAAUCAAAAGUGACAGCUGUGCUUGCCGUAAAAACAGCUGACUGUCCACAUACUUUUGGCCGUGUAUUUAUAUUUAAAGUCCCAUGAUGCUUUGCAGCAGUCAGACAGAAAGCUUUUAAUCAGAUGAUGAUUAUUGAUUAUUGAUCAUAAGAGCUAACAGUUUUUAUAUCAGCUGAUUUCUGUACAUAAAUAUACUCUGAAUAUGAAUCUAUAUAUUCUGUACGGCUGAGGAGCGCUGACUCAUCACGUGUUGUUCCUGUGGUCGCUGUCAGAUCUGGCGUGGCCCCGCCCCUCCUCGCCUCUGAUUGGCCGAGGGGUUUAUUGACGUAAAGGGGGCGGGGCCUGCUUUUAUUUUUCUGAGACAGAAUUCUAUGUGUCACUUACUGGAAAAAACAAUUCUAUUAAAAGAAACUAUUUUUUAUGGACAUGA